Molecule: messenger RNA, 1306 nt
Organism: Chenopodium quinoa (quinoa)
Lineage: Eukaryota; Viridiplantae; Streptophyta; Magnoliopsida; Caryophyllales; Amaranthaceae
Product: peroxidase 72-like
Exons: 4
Coding region: 107-1105 (332 amino acids)
Biological process (GO): response to oxidative stress; hydrogen peroxide catabolic process
Molecular function (GO): heme binding; peroxidase activity
Source: RefSeq, a predicted model, not a curated record
CUAUCUCAUCAUUCCACAAGUCCACAACAGUUAAGCAUUAACAGUAAUCCAGCUUAUUAUUAGUGCUGAAAACACUGGUGUACCUUUAAACACAAACAAAUUAAACAUGGUUAAGUCCAUGGGUUACUUUGUUUUUGUUGUUCUCCUGACACUUGCCCCUAUCUGCUUCUCUCAUAAACCACAAGUGGGGUACCUCUUCCCUCAGUUCUACGACCACUCGUGCCCUCAACUGCAACAGAUAGUCAAGUCCAUUGUUGCUCAGGCGGUUGCCAGGGAUCGCAGAAUGGCUGCUUCCUUGCUUAGGCUUCAUUUCCAUGAUUGCUUCGUUAAGGGAUGUGAUGCCUCACUGCUGCUAGACAGCGGUGAAGGCAUAGUCUCAGAGAAGGAGUCAAAGCCUAAUAAAAACUCUAUUCGAGGGUUUGAGGUCAUUGAUGAGAUCAAGGCUGCAGUAGAGAAAGCAUGUCCCCAUACUGUCUCUUGUGCUGAUAUCCUUACAAUAGUUGCCAGAGAUUCAAGUGUUAUUGCUGGCGGACCAAGCUGGGAAGUUCCCCUGGGAAGAAGGGAUUCCAGAGGAGCAAGUAUACAGGGAUCUAACAACGACAUUCCUGCUCCUAACAACACAUUUAACACCAUUCUUACCAAGUUUAAACGCCAAGGCCUUAACCUUGUUGACCUUGUUGCUCUCUCAGGUGCUCACACAAUAGGUAAUGCAAGAUGCGUCAGCUUCAGGCAAAGGCUCUACAACCAGAAUGGAAAUGGGCAGCCUGACUUCACACUUGACCCAGCAUAUGCUUCUAAAUUGCGAAAUCAAUGCCCGCGGUCUGGUGGUGACCAAAACUUGUUCUUCUUAGAUUAUGUAUCCCCCUUCAAUUUUGAUAACAGCUACUACAAGAACAUAUUGGCUAACAAUGGGCUGUUGAACUCGGACCAAAUUUUGUUAACCAAGAAUCAAGAAUCAAUGCAACUAGUGAAACAAUAUGCCGAGAACAUGGAGCUUUUCUUUGAUCAUUUUGCCAAGUCCAUGAUAAAUAUGGGUAACAUCACCCCAUUGACAGGCCCAAAAGGAGAGAUCAGGCAGAACUGCAGACGGAUAAAUUCAUAUUAAGAUCCUCUAUACUUCUCUGUAUUUACUCUUAUUGGUGUCUCAGUUGAUAUAUGGUGUAAUAUAUUUUGCAAUUUCAAUUGUUUUCCAUAUUCAAUAUAUGUGUCAAUGUGUGUUUGAAGCGGAGUAAUUGCUGCCUGCAGCAAGCUCUGUGAUAAAUUGUAUACAGUCUUUUUCGGUUGAAAUAAAUUAUUGCUAAUCUCA